CUUGUUCUGAUGCGCAUGCGCAGUGGAGAUAUUAUAUUCCUUCACUAGGUUUAGGUUAAGUUUUUGAGAAGCUGCUCAGUCACACAGUGUUAACCGAAUAAAAGUUUUCCUUUCUAAACUAAAUAAAUCCCGUCAGUUUGUAAGGAUGUGUUUGUGAAACUCGACGGCUCCGAGCGCCAGGCGUUGAAGCGGUUGGAUGUUUAGCGGUUGGGGAAAGGUUGUUUUCCAUGGAUGAAGGUUCUUCUGGGAAAAUGAACGGUUAUUAUUAGGGUUAUUAUUACCUUACUAAGGCUGAGCGAUGGCUGAUGGGUUUCUCUACGAUGGAGAUGUGGAGUCGGACCAGAGUUUCCUUGCUUCUUCUGAUCCGUCCAAGUCUGGAACCGAAGCUUCAUCUCCGGAUGGAUCUGAUCCCUCCACUAACCCUCCUGAAUCCACACAUCUGCUCAGUGGGAAUCAGCUGGAGGAUCUGGAUCGCUAUGACCCACUCGAGCCCCCACCGCUGGACUGGCGGUCCGACUCCUCCAGCGAGCCCGGUUCGGCUCUAGAAAGCUGCUCCAUCGGGGACUUUGAGGCUCCCGGAUUCUUCAACACAGAGUUGAAUGAAGACAUGAUGUCUGCAGCGAGUGACGACCGAGCUCAAGACUCCAGCGAAGCUUCGGACAAAACCGGAGAGCUUUUGUUUCGGGAAAUGUGUGAGAACGAGCCUGAAAGAAAUGAAAAGAGAAAAGAGAAUUAUGCAGAGGAUGGAGAAAUGAGGAAAGGGGAAAACGAAGAAAAAAGUGUGAGACACGACAUUGAACACUCACACAUUCAAAGCCUUCUCACUCAACUGCAUCUUUUCCAUCCGCCAUCUCCAUCCGCCAGCGCCACACACGCCUCGGCCAAUCACGGCGCUCCAGCGGAGCCAGACCCCAACAGCCCUGAAGCUUUGCUCUUCUCCCAUGAGUAUCAGAGAGAUCUGCUGCCGCUGCUGGAGGACCCCGAGCCGUUCCUUCACACGCGCCUGGUGACCCCUGACCUCCAGCCUGGUCUCAGGAGGCAGAGCAGCGACGCAGAUGAGGCCAUCUCCAUUCCUCACAGCGAGGACGCCUGGCACAGACACCUGCAGGACGAGCUGUGGGUCUCAGAGGAGCACCAGUGGGACCAGUCCGUCCCCAAAAACAACCAUCUGGAAGCUGACACACAGCCGGCUUAUAAGAACGUGCCUGGACCAUGUGACCCUGAAGACCUCCUGGACGGGGUGAUCUUUGGGGCGAAAUAUCUCGGAUCUACACAGUUACAGUCUGAGAAAAACCCCUCCACUAACGCCCGCAUGGCCCAGGCACGGGAAGCGAUGGAUCGCAUCAAGGCACCUGAAGGAGAGUCUCAGCCUAUGGCGGAGGUGGAUCUGUUCAUUUCCACUCAGAGAAUCAAAGUCCUGAGUGCUGACACACAGGAGGCCAUGAUGGACCACGCGCUGCAGAUGAUUUCAUACAUCGCCGAUAUUGGGAAUAUUGUAGUUUUGAUGGCCCGCAGGAAGCCAGCCAAUCGCAAAUCAGCGGACUCCUCGGCGACCUCUGCAGCACCACCGAAGAAGUGCUGGAUGAUCUGCCACGUGUUUUCUUCAGAUGAUGCUCAGACCAUCGCACAGGCCAUCGGGCAGGCGUUUGGCGUCGCAUACCAGCAGUUUCUGUACACUAACGGAAUUAAAGCUAGCGACCUGAGGCCAGGCGAGUACAGCGAUUACCUCGGCACUCAGGAACUUUAUAACGGAGACCUGGUUCACUUUUCCCGCUCUGAGAACAUCCGAGAGGUGUGCAUAUCGAAGAAGGCCGGAGAGAUCUUAGGCGUGGCGGUGGUGGAGUCUGGCUGGGGUUCGAUCCUGCCGACGGUGGUGGUGGCUAACCUGCUUCACGGCGGCCCCGCGGAGCGCUCCGGCGCGCUGAGCAUCGGGGACCGCAUCAUGUCCGUCAACGGCACCAGUCUGGUGGGCCUCCCCAUCGCCACCUGCCAGAGCACCAUACGGGAUUUAAAGAACCUGUCGACGAUCAAGCUCAGCAUCGUUCACUGCCCCCCGGUCACCAUGGCCAUCAUCAAGCGUCCGGACCCCAAGUAUCAGCUGGGCUUCAGCGUGGAGGACGGGAUUAUCUGCAGUUUAAUGCGAGGAGGAAUCGCUGAGCGCGGCGGCAUUCGAGUCGGCCAUCGAAUCAUCGAGAUCAACGGACAGAGUGUCGUCGCCACGCCUCACGACAAGAUCAUCCACAUCCUGUCCAGCGCUGUAGGAGAGAUUCAUCUGAAGACUAUGCCGACGUCGACGUACCGUCUCCUGACCGGCCUGGAUCAGCCGGUGUUCCUGUAGGAGCGCGCCGCUUGGGUCACAUGCACGUGACUGAAGUGUGGAGACGUUAUUCUCUGUCCUUUAGCAGAGGCUGACCGUGUAGAAUGUUACGAAGAUCAUGGACCUGUGUUUUAAGCUGUUUUAGAGCUGAUUAUUAUUAUUAUUUAACUGCUGGUUAUCAUGUGUACAUUUGUUUUGCUCUUGCUGCUAAGCCAGUGUGCCUGAAGACAAGCCUUGUUUUUGACAGACUAUGCAUUAGUUAAAUAACCUCGAGUCUUCCAUCUCACGCUUCGGCAAUAUCUCGUUACGGAUGUGACGUUCAGUGCUUUUAAGGGUUUACACGACUCGCUGCCUGGAAUCAUGAACGCUCCUUGGGUUGUUUUUAGCUAUAUAGAGAGAGGUAUAUUUUAAUAACUGCUGUAUUGGAUGUUUAUUAAACAUGCAUAAAGACAUUA
Messenger RNA from Pimephales promelas (fathead minnow), 2772 nucleotides. Its product is annotated as amyloid-beta A4 precursor protein-binding family A member 3. The record is from RefSeq and is a predicted model, not a curated record. Gene Ontology annotation, molecular function: amyloid-beta binding; protein binding. Lineage: Eukaryota; Metazoa; Chordata; Actinopteri; Cypriniformes; Leuciscidae. Gene Ontology annotation, biological process: chemical synaptic transmission. Gene Ontology annotation, cellular component: dendritic spine; plasma membrane; cytoplasm.